Vespula pensylvanica (western yellowjacket) is the source of this 3091-nucleotide messenger RNA. It is a transcript of the gene Oatp33Ea, whose product is annotated as solute carrier organic anion transporter family member 74D. Gene Ontology annotation, molecular function: protein binding. Bases 476 to 2590 code for a protein of 704 amino acids. The transcript has 9 exons. The record is from RefSeq and is a predicted model, not a curated record. Gene Ontology annotation, biological process: transmembrane transport; sodium-independent organic anion transport. NCBI's taxonomy places the organism in Eukaryota, Metazoa, Arthropoda, Insecta, Hymenoptera, Vespidae. Gene Ontology annotation, cellular component: membrane.
GUGCAAACUGGAACGCUCUUGGGGCCUCGGGAUUUUUUCUCUCUCUCUCUCUUUCUCUCUAUCUCCGUCUAUCGUUUUUAAAACUAAACCGACAGAGCGCUGAACAUAAGAGAAAGAGAGAGAGAAAGAGAGGGAGAGAGAGAGAGAGAGAGAGAGAGAGAAAGAGAAAGAAAGAGGGAAAGAGAGAGGAAAGCAAAGUAAAAUUUAACGUGCACGGAGGAAAAGAUUCGAGGAUCGCGAUCCAAAGAGACUCGCGACCCUAGAAGUCCUUUUCUUUUCGGAGAGUCCAUGCAGAAGCCAGUAGUUUAAGGUCAAGCUUUCUCGGUGAUGGUCUCGCUCAAGAAUCUCACUUAUCACAAGGCGGAAGCGUUCGAAAGUGCACGUUGGCGCGAUCGUUGAUCGUCGCCAAUGAAAAUCUCUGCUCGCUCGUUGCGAUUCCAAUUACGUAAGUUCGCGUCUCAGCGACGUCAGAGGGAUGAGCAACGGUUGCGGAAUAUUCGGGAUUUAUCCCAAAUGGCUACGAGAUCGAGCUACUCCUAAGAAUUUCAUAGCUGUCUACGGUCUCUUGGGUACCGUGCAAGCUAUGGCUUUCAUUUAUAUCGUCGUCACUCUCACGACCUUGGAAAAGAGGUUUAAGAUACCCAGUCGUACGACAGGUUUGAUAUUAUCGGGAAACGAGAUUUCACAAAUACUCUCGUUGAUUUUGACGUAUUACGGUGGUUCUGGGCACCGUCCAAGAUGGAUCGCAGUGGGUGUUGGUUUAAGUGCCUUGUCUUGUCUGGUUCUCGCACUUCCACACUUCAUAUUUGGUCCUGGAAGAGACGCAAUGGCUUUGACCAAGGAAUACCUGGAUCAGACAUUAUUGAAUGCAACAACAGUGCCAAGAGACAUUGCAAUUUGUCCACGAACAAAUGAACCGGAACAUUGCGAUGACGAAGCUCUUUUAGAUGUUAGUCUUCUUCCCCGUUUACUUAUCUUUCUCUCUCAAUUCAUCCUUGGAAUUGGCACUACUCUUUAUUAUGGACUUGGUCAAACGUAUCUGGACGAUAACACGAAGAAAAAAAAUACUCCUAUGCUGUUAGGUUUUACGUUCGCACUUCGAACCGUGGGACCGGCGAUUGGUUUUCUACUGGGAUACGGUUGCUUGAGCCUUUACAUCGAUCCAACCCUUCAUCCCGUUAUAACGAAGAAGGAUCCACGGUGGUUGGGUGCUUGGUGGCUGGGAUGGAUCAUUUUAGGCGUUACCAUGGGAAUGUUCGCCAUACUGAUCGCCAUGUUUCCACGGGAUCUUCCAAAGCCACGUAACACGUUAAAAAACAACGGUGAGUUACCAUUGAAAUUGGAGCUGGCCCUUCAAGAAAAAUCGACGAGAUCAUCGUUGUCGGUAAGAUCAACGAAUUCGUUGAAACAGGAACACGUACCGACCAUGCGAGAAUUUCCAGCUGCCAUGAAACGACUUUUAACUAAUUGGUUGCUCACUUGUAACAAUCUCAGUGGUGUAUUUUACGUUCUCGGCGCCUCUGCCUAUAUCACGUUCUUAGCGAAAUAUCUCGAAGUACAGUACAGUACCUCUGCCGCUGGCGGCACGGUUAUUGCCGGCCCGAUAUCUUUGGUGGGUAUGGUACUAGGAUUUUUAUUAUCAGGAUUGGUGAUAAGUAAAUUCAAACCGGGUCCUAGGCCAUUGCUCGCUUGGAACGUCCUCGUUGGUGUUUGCUUCGUCGCAGGACAAAUUUCUUUCAUUUUCCUCGGAUGUUCCGAUGUAGGAAUCGUAGGAGUCGAUCUUCAAACUAUGCAAAUGAAUUUAACGUCCAAUUGCAAUGCUGCGUGCAAUUGCGAAUACGUUAAAUAUGCACCGGUUUGUCACGAGCCCUCGAAAACGACCUUCUUCUCAGCCUGUCACGCGGGAUGCCGUACGAUAGUCGACGACAAAGAAUUUGGUAACUGCAGUUGCGUGCCGUCGAUAAAGCUCAGUUGUGUGAAUGAUCGAUUAGACGAGAACAAAGGGGAAGAAGAUUACUUUGAAAACAAACUUCAGGCCCUCGAUGUCCGAUUAUCCACUAACUUGGACAAAGUCCGAGCUGGUCCAUGUCCUUCCAGUUGCAACGGACCCUAUUUGCUCUUCAUGGUGCUCACUUGCAUCAUACAAACUCUUGCCUGUUCCGGGAAGAUCGGCAACGUUCUCGUAAACUAUAGAAGCGUUGAGAAGAAAGACAAAAGCUUUGCUCAAGGUGUCACGCUUAUGAUAAUAUCACUGUUUGCACUGAUACCAGGACCGAUAAUUUACGGUGCGAUUAUUGAUUCGACCUGCCUUAUCUGGGAGGAAUCCUGCGGGACGAGAGGCAACUGUUGGUUCCAUCAUAGAGAAAAUUUUCGAUAUCUCGUUAAUAUCACGUCGGCUGGAUUUUCUAUAAUAGGAGUACUCUUCGAUGUAGCCGUAUGUUAUCUCGGAAAGGAUUUAGAUCUUUAUGGGACACUCGAGAACGACAGACGUCGCGAAUUUAUUAAAGAAGACGAGAACAUCACCGGUGUUAACAAGAAAAAGGUUGUUAAUGGAAACGCGAAUCAGAGGAUAGAACGCACGCAUCUGUAAUGUUCCUUGAAUUUAUAUUCAAUGAAAUGCAUUUAAGGAAAAGAAAAAGAAGAAGUAAGAGAGAGAGAGAGAGAGAGAGAGAGAGAGAAAGAGAGAGAGAGAAUGAGAAGUGUUCAAACGAUAGUUUGGAGUUUUAAUCAUAGAAAAUUGUGAUUUUAUGAGAUUUGCUAGGUACCUGAGAAUUGCCGGGAAGAUAUCUAAUAACAUGUUACGAACGUUGAUCGUUCGAGUUACCACGGGGAAAAACGAUAUUUUAUAUUAUAUACUAUAUAUAUAUAUAUAUAUAUAUAUCGUAUGCACUUUAUAUGUAUGUAGAAAGAUAUUUUAUUGCGAUCGAAAAAGAUGCUCCGGUUAUUGACAAGGCGUAACUCAAAGGUAUAUAAAACACGAAUAUUAAGAUAAUAAUUAUUACAAGAAAAGAAAAGGGAGAAAAAGAAAAGAACGAACAAAAAAAGUUUCAUUUAGACAAAUAAUCGAAAUAAAAAAACGUUUUCAACGAUA